Trichechus manatus latirostris (Florida manatee) is the source of this 3075-nucleotide messenger RNA. RefSeq names its product family with sequence similarity 107 member B (gene FAM107B). The transcript is spliced from 5 exons. The coding region runs from base 1 to 927 and encodes 308 amino acids. The record is from RefSeq and is a predicted model, not a curated record. NCBI's taxonomy places the organism in Eukaryota, Metazoa, Chordata, Mammalia, Sirenia, Trichechidae.
AUGUCCACAUGGAAAGCAAGGCUCACCAAAAGACUGAAAUCUCCAUCUAGAAGGAUGCAUCCAUUUCCAUGCUCUGCGCUACUUGCUUGUUUUGGGAAUACACAGGAGAAUGCUCCCUUUGAUCAGUCCAGUGUGGCUGAUACUCAUUCCACCACCUAUGGUCAGCCCAUGGCCAAGGCGGACAGAGACCCAAGUCACCCGAGGGGGGAAGAAGGAGCUCCAGAGAAAAGACCAGAUUCCAGCACCCAUUCAGAGAGAAAUGGCAGUGCAAAUCGGAACUCAAGUAACCAUGCUGCUGCUCAGCCUGCUGAGACACCUGAGGAUUUGCCUGGGUCCCUAAAUGCUCAACCAGGCUGUGAAGCAGUUACUUUUCAAACAUCUAUCCCCAGACCAUCAAUUAUUGAAAUGCCAAAGGAAGAAGAGGAAUCCCAAGAAGAACCUAAAUGUCUUGAGUUGGAUCAGAAGAUGACAUCAGACAGCCCAUUUGAGGAUACAGACCUUAAGGACUCUUAUCUCAUUCCAAGAAACAUCAUGGCUGAGGCAGACUACAUAGAAGAUGACAAUCCUGAACUAAUUAGGCCCCAGAAACUAAUCAAUCCUGUCAAAACGUCCCGGAACCAUCAAGAUCUUCACCGAGAACUUCUUAUGAAUCAAAAAAGGGGUCUUGCCCCUCAGAAUAAACCAGAACUGCAGAAAGUGAUGGAGAAGAGGAAACGAGACCAAGUAAUAAAACAGAAGGAAGAAGAAGCACAAAAGAAGAAAUCUGACUUGGAAAUAGAACUAUUAAAACGGCAACAGAAGUUGGAGCAGCUUGAACUUGAGAAGCAGAAAUUGCAAGAAGAGCAAGAAAAUGCCCCAGAGUUUGUGAAGGUAAAAGGCAAUCUCAGGAGAACAGGUCAAGAAGUCGCCCAAGCCCAGGAGUCCUAGGCCGAGGCUGCCCAGAGGCCUCGCGAGUCCCAGCCCAGCACCUCACAGAAGCCGUGUCUCUAGGUGUCUCCUCAGCGCUUAAUCUCAGGGCAGAAGCCCCUGGAGAGAAUUCCAGCCAGCAGAAAAUUUUUACUUUAAAAAGGAUUUGGUUUUGGUUUUCUUCCCCUUACAAUCUGGGUGGAUAAAUUGCCCUUGACAGUUACAGUUCCGAUUCGCCAAAUGAAGGCUGUUGACCAACACAUAAGUUGGGAUAAUGGACCUGUGUUCAGAGACUUAAAAAAAAUAAAAAAGGAAGAGGACACUGGAAUAAAUUUUUGAGAGUUGCACUACUUGGCUUUUCUUCCAGUCCAAGUUUAGUGGGGCACAGAGCCUUUUUUCUUUUAAAAGCUAGAGAAACUGUGUUUAAAUCUUCUUUUUGUCAUCUAUUAGAUAAUUUAGAUGGCAUAGAAAUGCGUUAAACCUGUUACUUUCAAUAUCUGUAAAUUCUAUUUUGAGAACCUGAAGUUUUCUUGUUUAAUUUAUACUUUCACCCAUGUUAGAAUUAACACCAGAGAAUAUUAAUGUUGAGCACAGCUAAUAUCUUUGUUGGCACUUACACUCAGAAAUAGGGUGAGAAAGUUUAAAAAUAUGUGAACAAAAAUAUGUAAACAUCCAUCUCGAUCUUACUUUAGUUCCUUUCAGUUCUCUGUAUAAUAGUAUGCUACAUGGUGACAUUUGAGUUCAGAGAAGGUAUAUCCUGUAAAUCCAUUUAUUGUUUUGAUAACUUGGAGGAUUUGUUUUAAAAUUUUUUGCUGAGCAAGUCCUUUGAGAUGAAAUAUUCUCCCAAGCCUUCAGAGAAUGGAGGCUAGUCCAUAUAACCCAACUUCAGUGUCAGAAAGUAGAGGGACCAAAAUGUCUUGAUUUCUACAGAGAGCAGUGUGGGGAAAGCUCUUAUUGGGAGGUGGGUAGUGAGGAGUUCUUUGAAUAUUUUAAUGUGAAACAAAUGUAGAUUGGUCUCAAGGAAACGUAACUGAAAGAUUUUUAGCAUUUGUACAUUUUGAAUAUCAUUAGAAUUCAAGGUUUGAAAUUUCUGAUUAGUAGUCCCUUAUUUCUUUACCUUUUCUUUUUUCUUGUGAAGAAAGACUGUUUCACCACUUAGUGAUAAUGAUGAUGUUGAUGACUACUGCAUUGCAUCUCUCAGGAAAAGCUGAGGGGAAGGGAGAGGCUGCUCAGUUUCCUCAUUCUAGUAGCGUUCUGCUCAAAGUAAAGCCCGAGUUAUGAAUAUUAGCAGAAUUCACAUGCAAAAUUCAUUUUAUACAGCUGGUAUAGGCAGGAGUACAUUCUGCUUGGGGUGGUAUGGAAACAUUUGUGUGAAUUCAGUGUGUUCUCCAUAUAGUCGAUUCAGCCAGUAAUUUCUACAUUCAGGAUUCUUCUUAUAUUUCCUUUAGAGGCUCAUAGAAAGCCGAAUCCUGAGUCUUCAAAUCCUUAAUAGGGGUAGUAGAAAAUAGCUUUCUACGGGAAUGCUUUAGUUUAAAUAGUUGAUGAUUAGGCCCAUAUUCAAUCUUAAUGUGAACAAGAUAAAAGUAAAUGCAAUGAUAAUAUACUGCUAGUUAGAGAAACAUGUUAGUUGAUUACACCUGAAGUGGAUUAUUUCUCUCAUCAGCAAGUAUUAUUUGAAUAAACUAUGAGAUGCUCAAGAUAAAUGUUGCUCUCUACUAACUUGCUGUUGAAGUGUGGAAUGGUAAUAAUGGUUUCCAUCCUUCCUUUUGAGGGAAGGAAGUGCGAUGACUGAUCGUCUUGAAAGUAUACUUCUGACUGCUUAUUGACUCGGGUUCUGUCUUUGUGUAUAUGGACUAAUGAUGUGACUUUUAAGACAAAGAUUCAGGACUGUCUCGUAUCCUUUCGUCUAACUCGAUUUUAGAUUUUUAGGUCUGUACCCUUGAAGCAACUCUACCACUUGAUAAAAUUCUCAAGGGCUCUGACAGGUUCCUUUAGAAGGACCAAUUCUGUUCCAAGAAUUUACCUAGAAUUCAGUCUUUGCUGGGGGAAAUAAAAAUUACAAAAGCAUUUUCUUCCCAAUCUUACAAAUCUGCAUAAUUAUUUGCAGUUAGUAGUACAAGGUCUGGCCAAAAGAAGACUUUAUAAAUAGCGUAAAGUGAUGUUUUAUGA